This is a messenger RNA of Babesia sp. Xinjiang, 1809 nucleotides long. RefSeq lists its product as uncharacterized. The record is from RefSeq and is a predicted model, not a curated record. Bases 1 to 1809 code for a protein of 602 amino acids. The transcript has a single exon. Lineage: Eukaryota; Apicomplexa; Aconoidasida; Piroplasmida; Babesiidae.
AUGGUUUUCUUUACUUUCUUCAACCCAAUAGUCUUGGGAUACAUUGUUACACUAUGUGCUACAUUUUCUGCAGCUCUUGGACCUUCACCACCUACAAUGAUAAAUUGGUCGGAUGAACGCAAUAUGUUCUACAAUGCGCCAAUGGAAAUUGUAUCUCUUAAACCUUCGAAAGAGCUAAUAUUUUUUUGCUUAUCGAGUAAUGGUGGUGAAAGUGGAGAGUAUACCAUGUACCCUAGUGAUCCCAUGACCAAGACUUUAAUGCCACUUGAAGGAGAUAUCGAGGAAGCCGUCACCAAGGAAAUGCCCCUACGCAAUGUACUUCGUACAAUUGAUUUGAAACUGAAGGUGAAUAACGGCACAAAUGGUCCGGGGACCUUAAGUAUCAAGUAUAACUUGAAUGCUGUGAUAAUGGCUAAGGAUCCUGAUAAUUUCAGUCUGAAUUAUGCUUGUAAAUUCCAACCGAAAGAUGAGAGUAAGACACCUGUUUACAGAUGGCUUAAGGUGAUAUUCGACCGUGUUUACCCUAUGGCCUAUGGCUGUGCGAGUGGUGAAGAGAUGCUAUUCAAAAAUUCAACACCGAGUUAUGAAAGGAUUAUUCAACGACGUAGGACCGUUUGUGAGACCAAAUUAGAGCCCGGCAUGAUCUUUGGUAUUUACUGCCAACCCGGUGAACGUUUGGAGCCCGAGAAUUGCUUUUCGAAUGAACAUCUUGCUGAACUUGGUGACGCCAUCACGCCAUACCAUCCUCAUGGAUUAGUAUCAUUACAUGAUCCGGAGUAUACUGUGCCAUCUAGGUUGAAGCUCUUCAAAGUGUCGAAUCAAGGACUAAAUCGCGAUUACUACUCCACUUGCUCCUGUGUAAAUUACGAGGGUCUAACUACUACCACACUUGCCGUAGAAAAUACUAAGGAAGAAAUUAAUGACGUCACUAGAGCAGCUGAAAGCUUCGAGCCGUCCAAUAACCCUCCUGUUCGAAGCGUCUUACAUUACCUUGAGGCAGGCAAAAAGUUCACAAUUAAAUAUUACCCCGACAAUAAACCUCUGAUAUCUGGCAAACAUAAAGCUGUACCGCUUCUUUUUCCAGUGGAUCCCGAGCACUAUGCCUUUAACGGGGCGCCAAUAGCUACGAAUAAACCGAUGCGAAUCGAUGAGAUCAUGGGAACCAAAGGUGUGGAUAUAAGCUACAAGGAAGACAAGGGUAAAAUGGCCUAUACGAUAAAGCUCAAGAAGGAUGCCAUAAUCGUUAGCAAAACGGACAUACCGUUCAUGUAUUAUAAUUGGAGAGUGGUGAGCGACAUUUGGAGCAGAAGGUUGUACGGAACAGUGAGAGUGCAGUUCAGCAUCUUACCAACUGACCCUUACACCUAUGGCUGUGGUGUUGAUAGUGCUACGUUAUUCCGUGAUAGCGGCUUUCAAGUGGCCUACGGAGUGAAGAACGUCGGUGUGACAAAAUGCAAGGUCAACCCUUACUUAAGAAGCCCAGUUGGAUUCUAUUGUCCCAAAGAUUACACUCUAGAGCCUGCAGACUGUUUUGAACACAUGAUUAACAGCGGAACUAAUCACAUAGUGCCUUUAAAAGACUACGCACCUCACGCGAGAUCCAUAGAAGGGAAUCACAUAAGAGUGCUCGACUUCCACGUACCUCAAAUGAUGAAGCGUCUCAUAAAGUAUACGGAUGAGGAACUCAUGUGCAGAUGUAUCGACAAAAAGGGUAAACUUCGUGCCACUAUCACUCUAGAACUUAAAAAACCGAGAAUGGUUGGGAAUUCUUGGAAAUCCCUCGUGACAGCGAGAAGACUUGCAGCAUAA